AUGUGGGCGCGUAAUCUCUUCGCUCGCACCCUCACACGACACAAAAUAUCCUUGUCGACAUACACCAGCCAUUGCUGCCAACCUUUCGCACACACUCCCUUGUAUACCGUGAGAAUGGCAUCCACGCUACCCCGCCUACCCGUCUUCGAAGCCAUCAAGAAACACGAUGCACAGAGCACCGCUGUAGUCCACUCCUUGUCUGGGCGAUCCUUCACGUACGGGGAGCUUGUAAACGAUGUCGCUGCUGCAAAGGACAAGCUGCAACGGAAUUGCGGUGAGCAGAGCGCAGAGGGCCAACGGAUAUCCUUUCUGGUGGAAAACGGAUACGACUAUGUAGUGACGCUGCUGUCCAUCCUGGCCGCACACGCCAUCGCCGUACCGCUAUCGCCAACCUUCCCAGCUCACGAGCUGCGUUACAUCAUCGACCAGAGCGAGUCGCUUAUGCUUCUCUCGUCUGAGAAGUUCCAAAGCCAAGCCGACGAUGUGCUCAAAGAGGGCAUGGAGACCAAGCCCAUCAACUACAAGCAGGAGAAGAUAAUGAUGGGCAAGACCGACGACUACGUCACGCUCGAGGAGCCCACAAGUGACAAGGGCGGCAUGAUGCUCUACACGUCUGGCACAACAAACAGGCCGAAAGGCGUUGUACUGCCUCAGGACGUCUUGACGGCUCAGUCGCGAUCGCUGCUGGAAGCGUGGAACUACAGCAAAGACGACGUGCUGUUGCAUGUCCUUCCCUUGCACCACAUCCACGGCACUGUCAAUGCGCUGCUUACGCCUCUCUUCGCUGGUAGCACUAUCGAGUUCCAGUUUCCCUUCAACGCAACCGCUGUCUGGGAUCGUCUGGCAGCUCCCUUCCUGCCGAAUCCUGAUCCAGCCAAGAAGCCCAUUACCUUUCUUACCGUCGUCCCAACCAUAUACACGCGCCUGCUCGCAUCGCAUCCUACUCUCUCGCCCCAACUCCAAGCCGCGACCAAGACCGCCCUCCACCCGUCCAACAUGCGCCUGAACAUCUCAGGGUCCGCUGCCCUACCCACGCCGGUCAAGUCUGCAUGGACGGAGCUCAGUGGAGGCAACGUGCUGCUAGAGCGAUAUGGCAUGACCGAAGUAGGUAUGGCGCUUUCGUGUGGACUAGAUUUCACAGAUCGCGUCGACGGCUCUGUAGGCUGGCCGCUUCCUUCGGUGCAAGCGCGUUUGGUAGACACCGAGACUGGCGAGGUUAUACAAGUGGGUGAAGAAGUCGAUCCUGUGACAGAACGUGAACGCCAGGGUGAAAUUCAACUGCGCGGUCCGACCAUCUUCAGAGAGUACUGGAAGAACCCCGAAGCCACGUCUAAAGAGUUCACAGAGGACGCGGACGGACAAGGCAAAUGGUUCAAGACUGGCGACGUCGCUGUCCGGAGGAAUGUUGGCGGAGCGGGCAAGAGUGACCAAGCCUGGGCUAAAGGCCCUCUCUACUUUAUCCACGGACGUAAAUCAGCGGACAUCAUCAAGACUGGUGGCGAGAAGGUUUCUGCCUUGGAAAUCGAACGCGAGAUGCUUUCCCUUCCCCAAGUCGACGAAGUUGCCGUCGUUGGCCUCCCAUCAGAGGCUUGGGGUCAGAAAGUUGCUGCAGUAGUAGUGCUUUCUGAGCAAGGGAAGACCGCCGGCAAGGGCGGCAAAGCGUGGUCUGCAUUGGAUAUGAGGCGGGCGCUGAAGGAAAUACUCGCAAAUUACAAAAUCCCGCAAGAGAUGAAGGUUGUGGACACGAUCCCAAGGAACGCGAUGGGCAAGAUCAAUAAGAAACAGCUUGUCAAGCAAAUCUGGGGUGAGGCUCUGGAGGGAACGAAAGAGAACGGUGCGGUGCAGGUACCUAAUGGAAGUGUAUACGGUGUGGCUCUUGAUAAUCCUUCGAAGCACUUCGAAGGCCACACCUUCUUCAACGGCUCAGAAUAUCUAGUUGCGCUGAAACACGCUGUAUAUCAGAUUGCCACCUUUAUGUAUGGUGUAGACCGUGAGGAGACAAAGAGCAAAGAGGACACAAGUCUUCGCGAAACUAUGAAAUCACAUCUCUUCCUUCUCCAGGCUGUCUUUGUAGAAGCAGCGAUUCGCUUUGGAUGUAGCAGCGUUUCCAUCCAGCGCCUCGAUCCACUUGUGGAGCCUGGUCGCGUACCUUCCUCUCAUGUACAUCAGAUCGUUGGUGGCAAUGCUUUCAAUGCUACGAUGACUGGUGAUAUCGGCGAACAGGGAAGCUAUUUUUCCAAUUACUGGACAGCCGUGAUGUAUUUCAAACAUCAAAACGGGUCGUAUAAGCGCGUGCCCAUCUACCCGAACGCUCAACUAGGAUAUGAAGGUCAAAAUGCAGACCACAUCAAGGGAGGUAUGACGAUAUACUAUACUCAAAAAGACUUCAACAGUUCCGACCUCAGGAAUCCAGUGAGGGCUUUCCCUCCGGGCUUUCGUAUGACUGUUGGCAAUCCGUCGACGACCACAAUCAACGGCACUAAGAAAGGUUUGGCAUACACAUGCCUGCAAACCGUCCUCACUAGAGGCUACGAGACUCCUGACUUCCCGAAAGAGCCAUGUCCUGCCGGUAUAAUGGCUAUUCAGACUGUCGAAGAGAUGAAUGCUUGCGCGGUUGAAAGCUCCGUCGAUGAAGAUGUGGAGGGAUGGCUGGAUCAUCUCCCCGGCAUUACCCAUUGCAAAUCCGCCAUCAUGGUAUCCUUCACCAUCCUCACAACUGCUUUGCUAGUUUCUCUUCCCACUGCCUUUGCAGCGCCUAGAGGCGUCACAUCUCUCAUUAACCACGAAACUGUAGGGAAGCAACUCGAAGCCCGUCAAGGAGGUUACUACUCUUUCUGGUCUGAGGGAGGCGGCUCAUUCCGUUGCAGCCAACAAGGCGGCGGCAAGUACACGUGUAACUGGUCAGGCCAGGCCGGCGGUGGCUUCGUAGCUGGUACAGGCUUCAAGCCCGGAGGUUCAAGGGCCGUAAAAUACGCAGGUACAUACGAUGCCAAAGGACCCGGUUACCUCGCCCUGUACGGUUGGACGCGCAAUCCCCUCAUCGAAUACUACAUCAUCGAAUCAUAUGACAUCCUUGCACCCGGUGAACCUUGGACGCGCAAAGGCAACUUCACUUUCGAAGAAGGCACCUACGAGCUCUACACCAGUCAGCGCGUAAACAAGCCGUCAAUCGAAGGUACCCGCACCUUCACACAGUUCUGGUCAGUGAGAACAGAGAAGAGGGUUGGAGGUACUAUUACUACGCAGAAGCAUUUUGAUGCAUGGAGUAAGGCGGGGAUGAGACUUGGUGGUCACGAUUAUAUGAUCCUUUGUACGGAAGGUUUCGCGAAUGGGACCCUACUGCCGAGUGGAAGUAGUACCAUCACAUUCAGACUUAUUAGAAAUGCACAUGGAAAAACAUACCCAGAGCUACUGGUCCAUCCCAAAGCAGACAAAGAAGGCGAGGAGAUGGGACGAGGUUUUCAGAGAUAUGCUGUGAGCAAACUGGUUCCUAUUAUGGUCAUGUACGAACUCAAUCGUCGUCUCAAGACCCACUAUUUUCCCACAAACACCAUCACGAUGCCUGCCAGUGUUGCCUCCUCCGUCUCGACUAUCAUCAAGCCCUCACCAGCCCCGAAGUGCGGUGAGUCGCAAACGUUCAAGAUGCCUCCGUAUGUUGCCCGCAAUGCUCUCCUACGAACCUCACAGGCGCUCUCGCGUCUAUCAAAACCAGCACUUCGAUUCGCUCACACGCAGCGCAGGACUUUGCCCGACUUCUCGCUUGAAGGCAAGGUAGCUGUCGUGACUGGUGCUUCUCAAGGCCUCGGUCAACAGAUCCUCGCCGCAUUCGCCCUCUCAGGCGCCCAUGGAGCCAUAGUGGAUCUCAAACAAGAAGGCGCCGACAAAUCUGCCAAGGCUCUGAUCGAGGAGGCUGAGACUCAGGGUCUACCUCCGCCAAAGGUGCAUGGUUACGAGUGCGACACUUCUUCCGAAGAAGGUGUAAAGUCUACUUGGGACAAGAUCAUCCAAGAGUUCGGCACAGUCGACAUCCUUGUCACCAACGCUGGGAUCACUGGCGGCGCACCAGCAGAGGACUACCCUUUCGAGGACUUCAAGCGCAUGAUUGACGUCAAUCUGACCGGAACUUUCCUCUUCUCGCGCACAGCAGGGAAGUGGUGGAUUGAAAACCAAGUCGACGGCCGCAUCCUGAUCGUCUCGUCUAUGUCUGGUUCCAUCGUGAACCGCCCCCAAAAGCAGUCAGCAUACAACGCCUCCAAGGCUGCAUCCGCCCAUCUCAUGAAAUCCCUGGCAUCUGAAUGGGCGCCCCAUGGUAUCCGCGUCAACGCGCUAAGCCCGGGGUAUAUCCAGACAGAGGCAAACGAGGGCGAAGAAAUGGAGAAGCUGAGUAAAGAAUGGCUUAAGGAUAUUCCGAUGAAGAGAAUUGCCAAGCCUGAAGAAUUUCGGGGUGCGGCAGUUUGGCUGAUGCAGUACGGAAUGCGCUGCCAUAUCACUCAAAGAGAUCAUCUUCAGCACCAACACAGAAGAGAACAGGGUGCAAAUACCAUGAGGCUACAACCCAUCAUCAGUGCCUUCGGGCUGCUUGCUAUCGCAAAUGCAGGACUGUUACGCUUCGGAUGCGCACAGUUGACCGUUCAGCGACUCGACCCAUUGGUCAACCCAGGAGCUAAUCCGUCGCCGCAUCUUCAUCAGAUCAUCGGUGGUAACUCAUUCAACGUGACGAUGGACCCUACCAAAGGUCAUGAUCUAGCGGCGCAGUCAACUUGCACUACCUGCGAGUUUACCGAAGACCUAAGCAACUAUUGGACCGCAGUAGUGUAUUUCAAAGCAAAAAACGGUACUUUCAAACGCGUCCCUCAACGAGCGCAACAAGGCAUGGAGGGUACGAAUGGCGGCAUGGUCGUAUAUUAUAUGACGGACGCCCUCUUCAGCACUUCGCAAACUACAAAAGUAACAGCUUUCAAGCCAGGUUUCCGCAUGCUAAUUGGCGACGUCUCGUACCGUACACGCGAAGCAGCUCGCGACUUUCGACAAUUAACCUAUAUAUGUAUGCAGAAUGAGGGUACUCGGGAGCCAGAAACGCUCGAAUUUCCUAAGCAGCCGUGCCCUGCGGGUAUCAUGAUUAACCACAGAUUUCCAACCUGCUGGGAUGGUGUAAACCUCGAUUCACCAAACCACCGUGAGCACGUUUCAUACCCAGCAACUGGCACGUUUGAGAAUGGCGGCGCAUGUCCAUCAACGCACCCCAUUCGUAUUCCUCAAAUCCUGCUUGAGACUGUGUGGGACACGAAGCAGUUCAACAACAAGGCAGACUGGCCCACUGACGGCAGUCAGCCAUUUUUGUGGUCUAGUGGCGAUGCGACCGGGUUUUCGACCCAUGCGGACUACCUCUUCGGCUGGAAGGACAACUCGCUACAGAAAGCCAUGGAUGGGAACAACUACGUGUCAGCUCCAACGCUUAAGAAGCAGAACAUCGCUACACAAAACAGGUGUAAUGUCAAGGACAUGGUCGGCGAGAAUUUUGAUGGCUGGCUCACAGCAUUGCCGGGUGGUAUGCAGGUGAAUUGA
Alternaria burnsii is the source of this 5565-nucleotide messenger RNA. RefSeq names its product acetyl-synthetase-like protein. The transcript has 23 exons. Bases 1 to 5565 code for a protein of 1854 amino acids. The record is from RefSeq and is a predicted model, not a curated record. Gene Ontology annotation, molecular function: oxidoreductase activity; hydrolase activity, hydrolyzing O-glycosyl compounds. NCBI's taxonomy places the organism in Eukaryota, Fungi, Ascomycota, Dothideomycetes, Pleosporales, Pleosporaceae.